This is a messenger RNA of Linnemannia hyalina, 921 nucleotides long. NCBI's taxonomy places the organism in Eukaryota, Fungi, Mortierellomycota, Mortierellomycetes, Mortierellales, Mortierellaceae. The record is from the annotation of a GenBank genome assembly.
AUGGCGGAUACGAUUGUGGUGAAUAGCAAGUUUACGGCACACAUCUUCCAGCAAUCAUUCCAACGCCUCCGCCAGAUCCCUGAAGUCCUCUAUCCCAGCAUCCAAUUCGACAAGUUUGACAGACCCGUGGAUCUUUCACUGCCUGAAGUCCAGGUCUUGAAGGCGGCUGACGACUCUACUGUUUCCUUCCUCUCCAUCAACCGUUACGAGCGCAAAAAGGACAUCAACCUCGCCAUCCACGCCUUUGCCCGACUCCUCAAAGGUAACGCCAGCAGCAUCAAAGACAGGAAACUCCGCUUGAUCAUCGCAGGAGGAUAUGACACUCGUGUCUCCGAGAAUGUUGAGCAUCACCAGGAAUUGGUCCAGUUGGCUGAGAUCACGUAUGGGCUGAAGACCUUCACACUCUCUUCAGGACAGACUGACAAGGCUGUUCCUGGAGAUACGCAGGUCCUGUUCUUGCAGUCGAUCUCAGAUGUUCAAAAGCUGUUCCUGUUGCAGACAGCACGCGCCUUGCUCUAUACCCCCACCAACGAGCAUUUCGGCAUUGUCCCUGUCGAGUCGAUGUACAUGAAGUGCCCCGUCGUCGCCGUCAACUCUGGCGGCCCCACCGAAUCGGUCCUUCAUGGCAAGACUGGAUACCUUUGUGAGCCCGAGGAGGCCAUCUGGGCUGAGACUCUCAAGACUCUGCUCGAAAAGUCGAACCAGGAGGUCGAGGAGAUGGGCCAGGCUGGACAUGACCGUGUUGUUGGUUUGUUCUCGCUGAAAGCUUUCGUUUCCAAGCUGAACGGGAUCCUGGUCCAGCUGCAGCAGGGAAAUGGAUCCUCUUUGGAGUCUUAUGGCAUGUUUGGUGCCGUCCAUCCUAUUGCCAUAAUUUCUAUAAUAGCCCUUGCACUGUCCAUCAUGAUCUUCUAUGCGAAAUAA